Messenger RNA from Lindgomyces ingoldianus, 873 nucleotides. Its product is annotated as 60S ribosomal protein L28. Gene Ontology annotation, biological process: translation. Gene Ontology annotation, molecular function: structural constituent of ribosome. The transcript is spliced from 5 exons. The record is from RefSeq and is a predicted model, not a curated record. Bases 36 to 485 code for a protein of 149 amino acids. Gene Ontology annotation, cellular component: cytosolic large ribosomal subunit; ribosome. Lineage: Eukaryota; Fungi; Ascomycota; Dothideomycetes; Pleosporales; Lindgomycetaceae.
CACGAAUUCAACACGAACCUAGACAGUCAUCCAAAAUGCCUACCAGGUUGACCAAGACCCGCAAGCACCGCGGACACGUCUCCGCCGGUCAUGGACGUGUAGGAAAGCACCGAAAGCAUCCCGGUGGUCGAGGUAUGGCUGGAGGUCAGCAUCACCACCGAACGAACAUCGACAAAUACCAUCCCGGUUACUUCGGUAAAGUUGGUAUGCGCUACUUCCAUAAGCUCCAGAACCAGUUCUGGAAACCGACUAUCAACCUCGACAAGCUGUGGUCCCUAGUCCCCGCCGAGAAACGCGAUGAGUAUCUCAGCAAGAAGACCGACAAAGCGCCUGUUCUCGACCUCCUUUCCCUUGGCUAUGCAAAGGUACUCGGCAAGGGCAGACUUCCUCCCAACAUCCCCAUCGUCGUCCGCGCACGAUAUGUCUCUAAAGAGGCUGAAAAGAAGAUCGUGGAGAACGGUGGCGUCGUACAGUUAGUCGCAUAAACACCCGAGGACUGACGGAACGAGCAUUCGAGGUGUUUGGUCGGCAUACGGAAAAUUUGACUUCACUUCUGGGCUUUAGGGCGGUUGUGUGCUUGAUGGCGCACAAUUUGGCUCUUUCAGCGUGGUGGCUGGGGAAUGGUGUACAGUUCAUAGCCAAUUGAACAUCCAUUCCUGAACAAACCAUAUCCUUGCCCGGGUCUCUUCCCGUGGCCCAGACGCUCCUCUAAGGGCGCGUUGCGGCCUCAUUGCUGCUGGGAGGCCGGUGUUUGUGCUGUGACAUGGAUGAGUGAUAUUUGCGUGCUGUGAUGCCCAUUCAUUCUAAGCGGAUUGCAUGCUCCUACCACGGCUAGCGUUUAGGCACAUAGUUCCACCAUCGCGUACUACAGAU